GAUACGUAAUCACGCAUCUGCUUCGAAGAAUUUAUUAGAAAGGCAUCAGUGCAUGACGAUUGUUUUCUUUCACUAUUUAUGAACUUUGUCAGGUGUAGUACUUCCAGAUUUUUGCAACAAAAUCUCCAGCAUUAUGGCGGAUAAGACCAACAAAUUUGAGAUCCAUGAAGCUGCCAGGAAUGGGCGAACAAAUGUGGUUGAAAGUCUCCUGAAUGCAAAUUCGAAACUGGCCACUCUGAAAGACGAUGACGACCGCCUGCCAUUGCACUGGGCUGUUGCGCAAGGACAUCUUGACGUAGUAUCAAUUCUGGCCCAAAGGAAGGAUUUCGAUCCAGAUGUUCACGAUGGUGCGGGUUGGACCCCUUUGAUGAUAGCAGUCAGCCUCAAAGAGGGUGAAGAUAUCGUUAAACUCCUGUUGAGCAAAGGAGCAGAUGUGAGCGAGACAAAUAACAACGGCCAGACUGCUAUAUUCUUCGCCACCUCAAAGAAUAAUCUUGACGUUACUAAAACCCUCUUGGCAAACAAGCCACCAGCAUCAGUGAGAGUGAAGGAUAAGCGUGGCCAAUACCCCAUCCACAGAGCUGCGUCAAUCGGGAGCGUGCCAUUGGUGGAGCUGCUAUUGAAGAACAGGAGCCCACUGAACGCAACGGAUUCAGCGGGAUAUACGCCGUUACAUCACGCAAUUGCUGAGGGCCAUGGUGAUACUGCGCUUGCCCUCCUCAAGGCUGGGGCAGAGUCGGAUAAGAAGGACGUUGACGGCUUUCUUGCCAUCGACCUUGCUCCGGAUGGAAAGAUCCGCAAGUUCAUACUGGAGAGCGUCGAGCGGGAGGGAAUAGAUAUCACAACCAGCAGCUAGGCCUUGCAAUCAUUCACAGAGACACCUAGCAUUGACACAAUCAAGACAUUACAAUGCAGUAGUAUGUAG
Pseudogymnoascus destructans is the source of this 925-nucleotide messenger RNA. RefSeq lists its product as uncharacterized. Gene Ontology annotation, cellular component: nucleus; cytoplasm. Gene Ontology annotation, molecular function: protein binding. NCBI's taxonomy places the organism in Eukaryota, Fungi, Ascomycota, Leotiomycetes, Thelebolales, Thelebolaceae. Bases 134 to 856 code for a protein of 240 amino acids. The record is from RefSeq and is a predicted model, not a curated record. The transcript has 8 exons.